Messenger RNA from Suillus discolor, 939 nucleotides. Its product is annotated as heme-thiolate peroxidase aromatic peroxygenase. The record is from RefSeq and is a predicted model, not a curated record. Bases 1 to 939 code for a protein of 312 amino acids. Lineage: Eukaryota; Fungi; Basidiomycota; Agaricomycetes; Boletales; Suillaceae. The transcript is spliced from 4 exons. Gene Ontology annotation, molecular function: peroxidase activity.
AUGGGCUUCUUCUCUGGCUUGUCCCAUUGUUUCUUCGAUGUUGGGAUCAUGGCUUGGGAUGUGCUCCUCACGCUCUCCAACCUCCUGAGGAGCAAGUACCCCAUAGGCGAUGUCAUCCCUGAGGGCCGCCCGGGCUAUGGAGGGCACUGGCCAGAAUUCAUACCUCCCCAGUUAACCAACUCCCGCUGCUCGUGCCCCGCAUUCAAUGCGAUGGCCAACCAUGGCAUCAUCUCGCGCAGCGGCCGUAGGGUCUCGUUUGUCGAGCUCAACAACCAUAUCCAGGCAACCUACAACUUCAGUCCUACCUUCUCUUCUUUCGUGCUGCACUUUCUCGCUCGCAUGCUUAAAAGAAACUUCAGCGAGGAUACCUUUGAUCUAGAAGAAAUCGACCUGCACAAUGGUAUUGAACAUGACGCCUCUCUUUUACGCCUCGACACUGCUUUUCAACCAGACCAAUCGAUAACACACGUACCCUUCAUUGAGGAGUUACUCGCGGCAGCGACCGGCAAGGACAGGGACGGCAAUGAUAUCAUCACCACUAAAGAUUGCUCUAGGAUUCUCGGCAAGCGUCGUGCAGUGGCGCGUGCAGUAAACAAGGAGUUCUCGCUCAGCUUCUUCCACAAGAUCUUUGGUAGCACAAAUGCCUCGACCCUAAUUACAAUCUUUGGAGGUCGUGUAGACGACCUACACAGCUUUCUUCUUCAUGAGCGGAUCCCAGAGAGCUGGGAAUCACGCAUCCGUCAACCUCAUGAAAUGACUAUUAUCAACCUCGACAAGACUGUUUUGAGAGUUGAGGUCGGAAGGAUUGGACGUAAGCGGCACGAGAGGCUGCAGAAAGCCAUUGUAGUGUUACUCUUGGAUGAAAUACUCAUGACGUGGGACACUGCAUCUGGUUUUAUUAUAACCGUGGCACUUGGUACAUACUGUAUCAUUCGUUAA